UCUCAGUCCUCCCUCACGCAUUGGCAGCCUGCGGUCAGAGGCACGGAGAGAAAAGGGGAACCUGAACCUGGGAUCUGUCCCAGCCAGGAAGAAGGAAGGAGAGAAGACCACUUCUCACGUCUGCUGCUGUACCUGUAGAUCUCCUGCACCAUGGCAGAAGGAGCUGAGGGAGAAGAGGAGAUUCAGUUCCUUCGAACAGAUGACCAGGUGGUCCUGCAGUGUACAGCUACUAUCCUGAAGGAGCAGAUUAAACUCUGUCUGUCCUGUGAGGGAUUUGGGAAUCGUCUGUGUUUUUUAGAAACUACAUCCAAUGCCCAGAAUGUUCCUCCUGAUCUGGCGAUAUGCUGCUUUAUCCUGGAGCAGUCUUUAUCUGUGCGGGCCCUGCAGGAGAUGCUAGCUAACACAACUGAGCUUAAUGAGGCAGUCGAUUUGGAUAAAUGGUCUUCACAAGGAGGAGGCCACCGCACAUUGUUGUAUGGCCACGCUAUCCUACUCAGACACACUCACUCUGGCAUGUACCUUAGUUGCUUGACCACAUCAAGAUCCCUCACAGACAAACUGGCCUUUGAUGUGGGCCUGCAGGAGGACUCCACAGGUGAGGCCUGUUGGUGGACCAUUCAUCCUGCAUCCAAGCAGAGGUCAGAGGGUGAGAAGGUCAGGGUGGGCGAUGAUAUUAUUCUGGUCAGCGUGUCCUCUGAGAGAUAUCUGCACCUCUCUUAUGCCAGCGGAGACCUGAUGGUGGAUGCUUCUUUCAUGCAGACCCUUUGGAACAUGAACCCAGUCUGUUCAGGCUGUGAGCUGGCAGAAGGGUUUCUGACUGGAGGGCAUGUUCUUCGUCUUUUCCACGGGCACAUGGAUGAGUGUUUAACAAUUCCUGGUGCUGAGCAAGGAGACGACCAGAGACGAAAUGCUCACUAUGAAGGUGGAGCCGUGUGCAGCCAUGCCAGAUCUCUCUGGAGAUUGGAGCCUCUUCGCAUUGGAUGGAGUGGUAGCCACAUGAAGUGGGGUCAGUCUUUCAGGGUGCGCCACAUCACAACAGGCAGGUAUCUGUGUCUGGACGAAGAAAAAGGACUCUUGAUAGUGGAUGCGGAAAAAGCCAAUACGAAGCAAUCAGCUUUCUGCUUUCGUGCAUCAAAGGAGAAGACAGAAGUAGCUCAGAAACGUGAUGUGGAGGGAAUGGGGAUCCCAGAGAUCAAGUAUGGCGAGUCCAUGUGCUUUGUGCAGCAUGUCUCUACAAGCCUGUGGCUCACAUACGCCUCGGUGGAUGCCAAGUCUGCUCGGUUGGGACCACUGAAGAGGAAAGCUAUCCUGCAUCAGGAGGGUCACAUGGAUGAUGCUUUGACUGUGGCUCGGUCCCAGACAGCUGAAUCGCAGGCUGCCAGAAUGAUCUACAACACGGCAGGACUUUUCACUCAGUUCAUUAAGGGUCUGGACUCUCUAAGCGGGAAGAGUAAAUCUCCAGGACCGUCCCCUUCUCUGCCUCUAGACGCCAUAGUUCUGUCUUUGCAGGAUCUCAUCUUCUAUUUCCGGCCUCCAGAAGAGGAGCUUGAACAUGAGGAAAAACAGACCAAACUGCGCUCCUUAAGAAACCGCCAGAAUCUCUUCCAAGAGGAGGGCAUGAUCACUCUCGUGUUGGACUGUGUUGAUCGGUUGAAUGUCUACAACACUUCGGCACACUUCUCUGAAUUUGCUGGAGAGGACGCAGCCGAGUCGUGGAAAGAGAUCGUCAACUUAUUUUACGAGCUGCUCGCAUCUCUGAUCAGAGGAAACAGGGCAAACUGUGCUUUGUUCUGUGAUAAUCUUGACUGGUUGGUCAGCAAAUUGGAUCGUCUGGAGGCAUCCUCGGGUAUUCUGGAGGUGCUUUAUUGUAUCCUAAUUGAAAGCCCUGAGGUGCUUAACAUCAUCCAGGAAAACCACAUCAAAUCAAUCAUUGCACUUUUGGACAAACACGGACGCAAUCACAAGGUUUUAGAUGUCCUCUGCUCUUUAUGUGUGUGUAAUGGUGUUGCCGUGAGGUCCAAUCAGAAUCUGAUCACUGAAAACCUGCUUCCUGGACGGGAUCUUCUACUUCAGACCAACAUCAUCAAUUAUGUUACCAGUAUGAGACCCAACAUUUUUCUGGGCACAUGUGAAGGCUCGACUCAGUAUAAGAAGUGGUACUAUGAGUUGAUCGUAGACCAUGUGGAGUCUUUCCUGACCGCUCAUCCAUUUCACCUUCGUGUUGGCUGGGCUUUGACCGAGGGCUACAGCCCGUAUCCCGGAGGUGGCGAAGGAUGGGGAGGCAAUGGAGUUGGAGAUGAUCUGCACUCUUAUGGUUUCGAUGGGUUAAAUCUGUGGACUGGUCGUGUACCACGUCAGGUGACAUCACCCAGCCAACACAUUCUCUCGGCUGAGGAUGUGGUGAGCUGCUGUUUGGAUCUGAGCGUUCCCAGCAUCUCCUUUCGGAUUAAUGGACAUCCCGUUCAAGGCAUGUUCGAGAACUUCAAUCUGGAUGGUCUUUUCUUCCCCGUGGUCAGCUUCUCAGCGGGGAUAAAAGUGCGUUUUCUCCUUGGCGGACGACACGGAGACUUCAAAUUCCUCCCUCCUCCAGGUUAUGCCCCGUGCUAUGAGGCAGUUCUUCCCAAAGACAAGCUGCGGAUUGAACCCAUUAAAGAGUACAAGCAUGACAACGAUGGUGUCCGGAACCUGCUGGGACCGACACAGUCUCUCUCCCACACCGCCUUCACUCCAUGUCCGGUGGACACUGUGCAGAUUGUGCUUCCUCCACAUCUAGAGCGUAUCAGAGAGAAACUGGCUGAAAAUAGCCAUGAGCUGUGGGCUGUCACUCGAAUCGAACAGGGUUGGACAUAUGGACUAUUUCGUGAUGACAACAAGAAGCUGCAUCCCUGUCUAGUGGACUUCCAGAGCCUCCCAGAUCCUGAGAAGAGCUACAACCUGGCGAUGUCUGGAGAGACGCUGAAGACUCUUCUGGCUUUAGGGUGUCAUGUGGGCAUGGGCGAUGAAAAAGCAGAGGAGAACUUGAAGAAGAUCAAACUUCCUAAAACGUAUAUGCAAUGUAAUGGAUAUAAACCUGCUCCACUGGAUCUCAACCAUGUGAAGCUCACACCAAAUCAGAACACACUUGUGGAAAGGCUGGCUGAAAAUGGACACAACGUCUGGGCUCGAGACCGUGUGCGCCAAGGGUGGACUUACAGCAUCAUUCAGGAUAUUGUGAACAAGCGCAACCCUCGUCUUGUGCCUUACAAUCUGCUUGAUGAAAGACAAAAAGACCAAUCGUGA
This is a messenger RNA of Danio aesculapii, 3279 nucleotides long. RefSeq names its product ryanodine receptor 1-like. The transcript is spliced from 26 exons. The record is from RefSeq and is a predicted model, not a curated record. The coding region runs from base 151 to 3279 and encodes 1042 amino acids. Gene Ontology annotation, cellular component: smooth endoplasmic reticulum; sarcolemma; calcium channel complex. Gene Ontology annotation, molecular function: protein binding; ryanodine-sensitive calcium-release channel activity. NCBI's taxonomy places the organism in Eukaryota, Metazoa, Chordata, Actinopteri, Cypriniformes, Danionidae. Gene Ontology annotation, biological process: calcium ion transmembrane transport.